This is a messenger RNA of Mya arenaria, 3143 nucleotides long. RefSeq names its product alpha-2A adrenergic receptor-like. Gene Ontology annotation, biological process: G protein-coupled receptor signaling pathway. The transcript has a single exon. Gene Ontology annotation, molecular function: G protein-coupled receptor activity. The record is from RefSeq and is a predicted model, not a curated record. Gene Ontology annotation, cellular component: plasma membrane. Bases 1227 to 2618 code for a protein of 463 amino acids. NCBI's taxonomy places the organism in Eukaryota, Metazoa, Mollusca, Bivalvia, Myida, Myidae.
UAUUUAUAAAGGAUACUUGAUAAACUCUCUUGAUAGCUGACCGUGCUAGGCGGGUUUAAAGACCAAACGUUUAAUGUAAUGGAUAUGGACGAAAACGGGCUAUUUUUAUUUUCCAAUUUUCGAACAGAAUUAGUGCACUCUUAGACCUGAUGAGGUUUUAGCAAGAAACGUGUCCGCGUGUAACAUAAACAAUCAUCGCACUCUUAUGACGAAACCUCCGGACCAAUCAUCGUGCCGCAUAUAAAGUCUUGGAUUUCAAGUAGAGCUUUAUUUUCACCAAAGAUUGUCAGCAGCAACUGCGGAUUUGGUCUUAGACGGAGCAUCGCGCUUCCUUGGACAUAGAAAGUAAACUAAUUACAUCUAUAUAAUGACAUAGUUUACGAACAUCGGGACUUGUAAAUAAAUGUGAUUUUCCAAGGAUUUCGUCGACAAAAAAGCAACGUGCUCAUUUGAAAAAAGUAAAACGAAUACAUCGGAUAACAGAUUCGUCUAAUAAUAAUAAUCAUUGUGAUCUGGUUUCGUUGACAUAGCAGCAGUACGUUCCUUUGGACAAAGUACAUCUGGCGACAGAUCUCAACCACGUGAAAAUCGAGGCUUGCAACCAAUUGGACCAGGUUUCGUCGAAAUUGCAGCACUGUGCUCAUUUGGAUGUAAAUAUUUUCUGAUUAUAUCUGAUGGACUUGAACUUGCUUGCAGUUAAUGUACAGUGUGUUCAUUUUCGACGUAGGAACUUGAAACUAGUGCGAUUAAUGUAAUUUUGCAGUGAAUGUGCAUCAACAUAAAGAAAUAAUAGGACGAUUCAUUCUUUCGGGACUGAUCAAAUAAGCAGUAUUGAAAGUGCGUUGCACUGUGUGUUUUUUUCAAGUACGUGCACUUUAAACAUGUAUUAACAGUCUGGAAUGAAUCCAGCUAUACGUAUAUCGAAAACCAUUUAAGAAUACGGUAUAAAAAAGUAUUACGUGUGAGUGUUUUGUACUUUAUAUCUGUUCUAAAUAAGAAACCUUGGUCAAACUAUCAUGACAUAUGUCAACGAACUCAGCUCGUGAGAAAAUAUAUUCAACAAACACGGACUUUGAUAUGACUCUCUUCCGUUUAUGAUUUUAACGGUGUAAUGGACGUCAAACACUUCAGUCUAGUAUUGAUUGUUCAGAUAAUGACCUAAAGUACCGUGUUAUAAAUAUUUCCCCAAACAAAACAACAUACCAGUGUCGGGGAGUAAGGACAAGAUGGAGACUUCAAACUUAUCAAACUCGUGGAACUAUUCAGCGGACGAUGAGCUUUUACGGAGCCUUACGAGGGAGCGAUUCGCAUUGUCGAUUCCAGUAUUGUGUUUUAUUUGUUUAUUAAUGCUCGUUGGAUUAAUCGGUAACUUCCUAGUGAUAUGUACAUACGUAAAACGCGUGUCUAAAUCUUCAACAAACAUGUUUAUAUUUUGCUUGGCAACCUUUGACCUUAUUAACUGCACCAUAGCGUUGCCACUGGAGAUCUACAAUCUCGUGAACCCGUUCACCAACGAACACCGCUUUAUUUGCAGCUUUCAUAGGUUUUUCGGCUUCUCCGCCGAUCUGUCGUCUGGUUUUAUAAUCGUCUGCAUCUCUUUUGACCGAUAUCUGCGAAUUGCCCGUCCCCACCAAGGUCUCAGUGUCAAGGGGGCGAAAAUCGCGGUUCUUGCGACGUGCAUUGCAUCAAUAGCUAUCUCAUCUCUGUCAAUAUUCGUGUUUGGAACAAAAGUAGUCACGUUUGAGAAAUAUCCGAACAUUCACGGUCAUAGGUGUGGAAUUUCGGAUAGCAUAAAGGACACUGUGUGGCCUCUUUUCUUCAACAUAAUGAUUUUAAUAUCAUUCGUCGUUGGAGUUAUAAUUCUUUUGACAGUGUACAUAUUGCUGGGAAUUAAAGUUCGACGUUGGAGCAGAGGUCGCAAAUCUAAACAAAAUCGCGUCGUGCGUUCCUCGGAGUAUUUUCAAACAGCUAUUAUUUCGGACGAUACCGGAAGCCCGGAUUCUCCGGAACCAAGAUUUUCUGAAACAUUCACAUUUGUACCCGCCAGACCUGUUCCUAACGCGGAAGAAAAUAAGAGCGGCUUUAGCGAUGGCGAGGCGGCAGAAGCUAAGAAUGACUCGUCCUUCAAAAGGCCAGUGUAUGUGAGAGAACUGUCACGAUCUUUAGAUAAGAAUCAGUUCUGCAAAAUAGAUGACGGUGCCUCCGUACCGUUCCAUAACAACGGAAUGCAGACACUUCCGGUACGGAAGCCGCGGAGGGCGACAUCGAACGUCGGUAGGAAGACGUCCAUGCCGAGCCUACAAGAGCUGAAAAGGCGCAUGAAAAUCAGUCGGACAACGGUCAUGUUUAUUUCUGCAACAAUCGCCUUCGUUGUCAGUCACUUACCAUACGCUGCCAUAACAAUUGUGGAGACGGUCAAUCAAGACUUUACAAAACAUAUGUCUCAUGUGGGAUACUCGCUGUUUCUGUUCGCUAAGUAUUCGUUUGUCGUCAGUUACGCUGUCAAUCCGAUCAUUUACAGCUUCAUGAACGCAAAAUAUCGCCGGGAGUGCAAAUUACUUCUCGUCGAAAUUUCAAAGGCGAUCAAGUGCCAUACAAGGAGAUUGUACUUUCCAUAAAAUUGUUUUUGGUAUCUUUUUUUUAUUGAUCCUUUAUUGUGUUUUUUUAUAUUUAUUAAGUUUUAUGCUGCACUCUCAAAGAUUGACCAAUUUAACAACUUUUUAUUUUAUUUUUUGUUUUUGAAUGAAUCAAUUUUUGGCGUAAAUAUCUGAAAAACAGUGAUAUAUAAUACUUGUAACAUAAUGUCAGAGGUUUUUUUUAACAUUUACGUUCGAAAAUGUCUAAAAGCGUUACUUACGCUUUAAAAAAGGAGUUUUUGGCAUAAAACAUCAAUUUUCGAACGUAAUUAUAAAAAAAAACAGCGAUCUGAUCUUUUGACAGCAAUCUUAUAUCACUGGUUUCAAGACAUGUACGCAUAAGAUGGUUCAUUCCAAGACAAUAAAAAGUGGUCAAAAUGGUCCAUAUGUGAGUGCAGCCUUAAUACAAUGUAGUUUACAAUUCUGCAGAAUACUUUUGCAUGUCCACUACUCCGCAUUGUUUCUGAAGUUUCCCAUUUGAUGCAUAAUAAAGUUAGAACACUUUGA